Molecule: messenger RNA, 2507 nt
Organism: Mustela erminea (ermine)
Lineage: Eukaryota; Metazoa; Chordata; Mammalia; Carnivora; Mustelidae
Gene: DUSP3
Product: dual specificity phosphatase 3
Exons: 6
Coding region: 64-894 (276 amino acids)
Biological process (GO): negative regulation of MAPK cascade; protein dephosphorylation
Cellular component (GO): cytoplasm
Molecular function (GO): MAP kinase phosphatase activity; protein tyrosine/serine/threonine phosphatase activity
Source: RefSeq, a predicted model, not a curated record
UGACAGAGUGUGCCUGGCUAUCCCUGGACUUCUGUUUGAAGGCUAACACAGGUCCAAACCAAGAUGGGGGACAAGACUCAGAACCUGCCUGACAUGUGGAUGCCCCCAACAGCAGGGGGAAAAGAUGAAGAAUCUGAACUUCAAAGCAACAGGCUGCUCUGCUGCUCAAGAACCAAGCUCAGAGAGGCUGAUUUGCCAGGGUCAGAAUGUGAAGCCUGGCUGCACAGAGUCCAAGCUUUGAAGCCGGAUAAAUGUUGGAAGAAAUGUGCCUCAGAGUUGGGCUUCCCAAACUUGAACCUUUGCUGCUGCCAGGGCGUGCAGGGCCCGGCCGCCGCCAUGUCGGGCCCGUUCGAGCUCUCGGUGCAGGAUCUCAACGACCUGCUGUCGGACGGCAGCGGCUGCUACAGCCUACCGAGCCAGCCUUGCAACGAGGUCACCCCCAGGAUCUACGUGGGCAACGCGUCUGUGGCUCAAGACAUCCCAAAGCUGCAGAAACUAGGCAUCACGCACGUGCUGAAUGCCGCCGAGGGUAGGUCCUUCAUGCACGUCAACACCAAUGCCAACUUCUACAAGGACUCCGGCAUCACCUACCUGGGCAUCAAGGCCAACGACACUCAGGAGUUCAACCUCAGCGCCUACUUUGAAAGGGCUGCAGACUUCAUCGACCAGGCCUUGGCUCAAAAGAAUGGCCGGGUCCUCGUCCACUGCCGGGAAGGUUACAGCCGCUCUCCAACCCUAGUUAUCGCCUACCUCAUGAUGCGUCAGAAGAUGGACGUCAAGUCUGCCCUGAGCAUCGUGAGGCAGAACCGUGAGAUCGGCCCCAACGAUGGUUUCCUGGCCCAGCUGUGCCAGCUCAAUGACAAACUUGUCAAGGAGGGGAAGUUGAAACUCUAGGGCACCCCCUCGGCCUCUUCUCUAGAGGCAGGCUGGGGAGGCCCUGGUCGAGGUGUCCGAAGCCACCAUGUUUAGGAAACACAGUGUACCCUGCUCCCAGCAUCACCAGGCACUUGCCCACAAGUCUGUCCCAACACAGCCCUGGGCCACUUUCCCCCUGGGGAGCACAUAAACAAGCUUGCUAAGGAAGGCAUUGUCGCUCCCUGGUGUGUCCUGUGCCUGUAGUUUAUGAUGUCCUCUCCCUGAGGUGGGGGCGCAGAGGGGGAAGGCCUGUGACGUGCAUGCUUCUCCUGGAUGACCCAAGGCAGGAGGUCUGUGGCAGUGAAAGGCUCGAGAUGCCCCCAGGGGCCCUUCCUGACCUCUGUUGCCCCCUGCCUCCCUCCCCCGCUCCCUGCCAUGCACCCUGGGUCCUCUCCUGAGUGGGGACCGCAGCACCUCGAGCCCUGUAAGGGAACUAUGCAAACACAGGCCCCUCUCUCCCCACCCUGCCUGCCUCCUCCUCACAUAUCCCAGCUGUUCAUAGGCAGAGGCUCGCAUUUUGAGGGCUGAAGCUGGCCCCCGCUGGCCAGCAGUUGAUAGUGGGUGGAAAUUCCCAUGAAGAGACUGCAUUUUAAGUAUUUCAGUAGGAUUAAAGAUACCCAAACAAAGAGGCCGUCAGGUGGGCAGACAUUCCUCUGUAGGACUCCUGUCAGUCCACAGUAUCUAGAAUGCCACAAUCUUUGGCAGGCUUGCAUUCAGAAUCCGCUGCUUUGGAAUAUCUCUCCUGGACCGCUGCUCUCAGUCACUUGGAUUGUUAGAAGAGUGAUGUCUUGGGCAUGGUUUUAUUUUAUAUUAUUAUUAUUAUUUUCUGAGAAAACAGGGUGUUGAAGUUCCAGCCUAUUUAAAACCCCCACCAUUUGAAGAAUUAUAAAGGUUUUGUCCUGAAUUAUAGCGUGGGCGAGCUCGAGCUACUCAUGCCAACUGCUUUUUGUCUCUGUUGCUAUUCCAAGGACAGAAGGAGGAAGUUGGCCAAUUACAGGGUGCGUGUGUGGGUGUAGAGGGGGGUGUGUGUCUCAGAAACACAGCCAGAGGAUGGAGGAGCAGGCUUUCACCCCGCCUACUUCUAGGUGGGUCUUAGGGCUCUGUGGUGCCAAGAACGAUCCCGGAGCCCUUGGAGCAAAAGUGAGUCAGCCAGGCCAAAAUGAAACACAGCGGAGCCUCCAAGUGGAGACUGGUUGUAGAGCAAACAAACAAAACAGAGCCACCUUUUUUUAGGACUAAGCAUAAGGAUGAUGCUUUCUCGUGUGCACACAUGUGUCAGAAUAUAGGAGUUUUAUUUUGAAAACAGUCUUGUUAGGACUUUGAGUGAUUGUUGCCAUGGAAAGGGAUGCAUUCCUGUCGUCUUCAGGUUCCCCGAAAGCAGAGAGGUGGUCCUCAGCCAUACCUGCCGCCCCCGCCCCCAGCUCCUCGCACACAGAGAUCUAGAAAAGUUCGCAGAAUUUAACUUUUUCUUAUUGUUUCUGAGCCCCAGACCCAUGCAGGGUGAUGUUCUGGCGGGUGUUAUCAAGCUCCCAGAAACCUGAAUUUGUGGUAGGAUCCCUUGCAAGGAUUUGCAGAAGGAGUCUUACCAGAAG